AUGCUAUCAACAAGACCGAUAUCAUCAGGUGCAGCUGAUAUUACUGGCAUUACAGCGAAGGACGGAAAAUUGUACGUUGAUUGUGUAGAAGUGUCAACUAUAUCUCCAAAAAUGGCUAUAAAACAUUUUAUUUCUUUUCUUCAAAUGUCAGGAUCUAAAGUAAUUUUGGUUGCUCAUAACUGUUUAAGAUUUGACGGUCCUAAAAUUUUACAACUAAUAGAAAAAGAAAAUAUGUUAGCUGAAUUUAGUAAUAUUAUUUAUGGAUUCUGUGAUAGUUAUCCUUUGUUUAAAAAAAAACUACCAGAACGCAAGUGUUCGAAGUUAGGUUUUGGACUUGUGGAAUUAGCAAAAGAUUAUUUAAAUAAUGAUGAGAUUGUUAAAGCUCAUAACGCCAUAGGUGAUGUAACAAUGUUGCAGAAAUUGAUGUUUAACACUGAAAUUAAUUUGUCAGUUGAUGAUUUGAAAUCAAGUGUUCUAUCAAUUCAAUAUUUUCAAUAUACAAAACGUAGAUCAGCUAUUGUAGCAUCUUUGACACCAGAACUUUCUAUUUUACAGUCAUCAGAAGAAAAAGAAUCAAAGUUAGAUGAUAAAGAAAAAAGAGGUCUCUCUUCAGGAAUGAUCAAAAAAAUAGCAGAGGCUGGUAUUUUAUUAAAAAAGUUGAGGGAAACAUAUGCAACAAAUGGAAACACAGGAAUUACAAUUUUACUAGGUCAAGAUGUAGGUGGUAAGCCACGUGUGACAAAAUCGAAGGCAAUAAUCAAUGCAAUGAUAACAAGACUGAUUGAAAUUAGUGAAUAA
This is a messenger RNA of Chelonus insularis, 798 nucleotides long. RefSeq lists its product as uncharacterized. Lineage: Eukaryota; Metazoa; Arthropoda; Insecta; Hymenoptera; Braconidae. Gene Ontology annotation, cellular component: cytoplasm. Gene Ontology annotation, biological process: DNA catabolic process. The transcript has a single exon. Gene Ontology annotation, molecular function: 3'-5'-DNA exonuclease activity; nucleic acid binding. The coding region runs from base 1 to 798 and encodes 265 amino acids. The record is from RefSeq and is a predicted model, not a curated record.